AUGUCUAGUGAACACCCUAUCACUUUAUAGCAUAAGAUCACAUUCAUUUUGUUGGGAAUUGCUUCUCUUAUAGGAUGGAAUGCUAUUUUGACUGCUUUAAGUUUCUUCUCAACAUAUUAUCCUAAAGAUGAAUACGGCGGUGAUGUAUCUUUCUUAUUCCCUAUCCCUCUCUUUUUUGGUAAUUUUAUUUGGGGUUUACUAGUUCCUAAGCUUGGUGAAUUCAUUUCUCUUACUAAGCGUAUCUCUUUAUGUUUAGCUGCUAUCUGUGUAUUUAUGAUCUGCUUACCUUUAAUUACAAUUGGUCUCUAAAACAAGGCUGGCUUCGCACUUUGUUUGAUCUGUACAUUUAUUAUUGGUAGCUUCAAUAGUAUUGCACAAAACUCUUGCAUUGGUUUGGCUAGUUAAGUUGAUGGUAGUUUGACUGGUUUAUAUUGGGUUUCUACUGGUAUUAGUGGUUUAACUAUGAAUGCUGCUAAUGCAAUUACUUUAGCUUCUUUUGGUGAUUCAGAUGAUGGUUUAAAAAUUGGAACAAUUAUUUAUUUUGCUAUUGCUGUCAUCAUCACUCUUUUAGCAAUAUGGUCAUAAAUAGCAUUUGUAAAAAGCGAUUAUUACUUGGACAUCAAAAAGUAACAUGAAGAGUCUGGAUAAGAUAAUGAAGAGGACAAUACAGUUUCUGCUAUAUCAGGAGAAGAAGAAACUCCUCUUGUUGGAAAAAAGAAAUCAAUUGGAGAAUAGCUCAAGGCAUAUGGCAACAAGAUCCUCAGUGGUAUUAAGCUUGCUCGUUUUGUACCCUUUUUCAUAUACUUGAUUUAUGUUUAAACCUUCAUGCUUUUCCCUGGUGUGUCUGUUUUUAGCAAACCUUCCUAUACCUACCUUCCUGGCAGUUGGCCUACUCUAGUUAUGUUAACAACUUACAAUGUUGGUGAUAUUAUCGGAAAAUACAUUUGCAACUUCAAAUUUUAUAACAUCCCUAUUUUAUAUGGUGUUGUUAUAUCUAGAUUUGUUUUCUUUGUCACAUUUUUAAUGACUAUGCACUAACCUGACAAUUCUUUCUUUAGUAAUGAUGCUUUUGCUUACGUUAAUAUGCUUUUAUUUGCUAUAACUAAUGGUUUUUGUACAGGAGGUUUAAUGUUCUUAGGACCUACCAGAGGUAACAAUAAGAAAUAAGCUGAAUUGAUUGCUUUCAUUAACUCUUUCAGCUUGACUUUUGGUAUAGCAUGUGGAUCUUUCCUAGCUCCAACUCUUUCUGGUUGA
Molecule: messenger RNA, 1254 nt
Organism: Tetrahymena thermophila SB210
Lineage: Eukaryota; Ciliophora; Oligohymenophorea; Hymenostomatida; Tetrahymenidae
Product: equilibrative nucleoside transporter family protein
Exons: 3
Biological process (GO): nucleoside transmembrane transport
Cellular component (GO): plasma membrane
Molecular function (GO): nucleoside transmembrane transporter activity
Source: RefSeq, a predicted model, not a curated record